ACGUUCCCCCCCCCCUCCCCUCCCCCCGGCUCCUGCAGGGCUCGGAUUGUUGUGGCCGGGGCCUCCCGGGACACGUGGUGCCGCAGCCACUGCUGCCGCCGGGGCAGCCCCGCUCGCGGGAGUGCGGGCAGCAGCAUGGCCGCUCUGGCCGAGGCGGUGAGCAGCAGCAGCAGCAGCAGCAGCGCGGGGGGCCCGGCGGCAGGCGGCAGCGGCAGCAGCAGCCGGCACGAGAAGAGCCUGGGGCUCCUCACCACCAAGUUCGUGUCGCUGCUGCAGGAGGCCAAGGACGGCGUGCUGGACCUGAAAGCGGCUGCUGAUACUCUUGCUGUGAGACAAAAAAGAAGAAUCUAUGACAUCACCAAUGUUUUGGAAGGCAUAGAUUUAAUUGAGAAAAAGUCAAAAAACAGCAUCCAAUGGAAAGGUGUAGGUGCUGGCUGCAAUACGAAAGAAGUCAUAGACAGACUGAGGCAUCUUGAAGCAGAAAUUGAAGAUUUGGAACUAAAAGAAAAAGAGCUGGAUCAGCAAAAAUUGUGGCUGCAGCAAAGCAUCAAAAAUGUUAUGGAUGACUCCACAAACAAUCAAUUUUCAUAUGUCACUCAUGAAGACAUCUGUAAUUGCUUCAAUGGAGACACACUUCUAGCAAUUCAAGCACCUUGUGGUACGCAAUUAGAAGUACCUAUACCUGAAAUGGGACAAAACGGACAAAAGAAAUACCAGAUCAGUCUAAAGAGUAGUUCAGGACCUAUCCACGUGCUGCUUAUUAAUAAAGAAUCAAGUUCCUCCACGCCUGUUGUGUUUCCAGUUCCUCCACCUGAAGACCUUACACAGCCCCCAUCUCAACCUGCAACUCCACUGACUCCCCCAAAACCUACUGCAUCUACUGAGAAUCCAUCAGAGCAGCAUGACAUUAACCAGGAGCAGCAUUUACCACAUACCCCAGUUACAGAUACACCAUCAGACAACAGUAUGCAAGAGAACAACACAACUCCAGCAACUCCUUACUCUAGCCUUCCGGACUCCUUGCUGUAUACGAGCCUUGCAACAGAUACAACACAAACUACUGCUAGCUCAAAUGACUAUCAGGCCUUACUUCCCUUGGAUGUUAAUUGUAUUCUCAAGCCAAACUCAUUUGAUAUAGCAAAGAUGGAUGAGCCCACAGGAAAUAUUAGUAGUGAUAUCAUUGACGAAUUGAUGUCUUCAGAUGUUUUUCCUCUCUUACGACUCUCUCCUACUCCUGGAGAUGACUACAACUUUAACCUGGAUGAUAAUGAAGGAGUCUGUGAUCUUUUUGAUGUGCAGAUACUAAAUUAUUAGAUUCAGUGGCAACCAGACUGUCAUAUCUACCUCUAACUUUAUAACAUUCUAGACUUCUUCAUAACCUAAGUGUAUUAAAUAAUGAAUGUAUAACCUCUUAAUUCACUGACUCUGGGAGUGUAUUUCCUUUUGCUUCCUUACCUACUUCACAAAACACCUUAAAUUCAAAACCAUAAGAAAGGGCUCUUAUCAAAAUGUUCUCUGGUAUUUUUUUUUACAAGUUACAUUAAUGUAACUCAGCUUUGAGAUCCCAAGUUCUCCUCCUCUCCCCUCCCAUUUUUCUUGCAGCCUUCCGGUCACUUAAAAAAAAAAAAAGAAAAGAAAAGAAAAAGACCCAGGCUUGUCACUUAGCAGAAUUUUCUUUCUGAAGCUUUACUGCCAAGAAGCUUUCUGUAUGUUUUUAACCUUUCACUGCAAUUUUUAAAAAGUUCACUGCCAAAUUUUGAAGUGAAGGACAUUAAAUGGGUUAUGUUAAAUUGUUUCAGUGAACCAAUUUUGUGAAGUGCCUUCUGUUUUAGCACUUUAAGUUUCUCACAUUUUAACUUCUGACAUUCCACUUUCCUAGAUUAUAGGAAAAGUCUGUUUGUAGUUUGUAUUAAAGUGUGCCAAUGCUUGUAUAUUAACAAGAUUUUUUUAAUAAAACUGUACAAACAGAG
Molecule: messenger RNA, 1970 nt
Organism: Dermochelys coriacea (leatherback sea turtle)
Lineage: Eukaryota; Metazoa; Chordata; Testudines; Dermochelyidae
Gene: E2F5
Product: E2F transcription factor 5
Exons: 9
Coding region: 136-1314 (392 amino acids)
Biological process (GO): regulation of transcription by RNA polymerase II
Cellular component (GO): RNA polymerase II transcription regulator complex
Molecular function (GO): protein dimerization activity; RNA polymerase II cis-regulatory region sequence-specific DNA binding; DNA-binding transcription factor activity, RNA polymerase II-specific
Source: RefSeq, a predicted model, not a curated record